CUCUACCACUAAGCUAUCUAUAAAUGAACAGGGUUCUAAGGGAUAUCCUCAUGCACUCGCAAUGGCAAUAUUGGUGCAUCACACCUUCAUUUCACUUCGGCUCACUUGACGAAUUGAAGAGGUCGGGCUGCGCAUGAGAACGAGCGAUUUACUAGGCUAUUAGAUUAAAUAUAACAGAAAAAAAUCUAAACAAGCAAGCUAUCAAAUCAACGAAGAACCGUCCGUAACCUAUCAUUGUUGUUUAGAAGAGAAAAUUCCAUCUCCUGACUCCAACGUAUUACACGGCGAACCUUUGAUUCGACUAUUGUUGCUAACUCUACAGUCGUGGCUCGUGGCGUAUCACUAUCGGAAGUGCGGAGUUCCGACUGAGACGUUUCACUUGAACGACCCUCCAAGUUGUAAUUCAACCUGCAGUCAUGACUGAGAACAUUCGUAUCAACAAUCCCAAUGUGAAGUACACAGAUACACACAUCGAGGCUCAAUACUGCUACCAUACUUCUGCUGUACGCAGGGAUGGAGACACACUCACAGUGACCCCCUCUGUUAGUGAGCUUGAGUUCCGUACUGAGCGACGUGUCCCCAGGCUGGGGGUGAUGCUAGUUGGCUGGGGAGGAAACAAUGGGACAACCGUCACCGCUGCUGUCCUGGCCAACAGACUGGGACUCACCUGGAGAACCAAAACUGGAGAACAGAAAGCCAACUACUACGGUUCCCUCUUCCAGUCCUCAACUGUGUGUUUAGGGCCGGGGCCAGAUGGAAAAGAAGUUAACAUUCCGUUCCGUGACCUCCUACCCAUGGUGCACCCUAAUGAUAUCGUCUUUGAUGGCUGGGACAUCUCAUCCAUGGACCUGGGCAGUGCGAUGGAGAGAGCCGAGGUCCUUGAUUGGUCCCUCCAGGAGAAGCUCCGCCCACACAUGAGCUGCCUCCGACCCCGAGCCUCCAUCUAUAUCCCAGAAUUCAUAGCUGCCAACCAGGUGGGCCGAGCAGACAAUAUUCUGAAAGGGACCAUGGCUGAACAGGUGGAGCAGAUCAGAGCAGACAUUCAGGACUUCCGGCAUUCAAGCGGCGUGGAGAAAGUAAUCGUUUUGUGGACAGCCAACACCGAACGUUUCUGUGACCUCACAGCCGGGGUCAACGACACGGCCAAGAAUCUCCUGGCUGCCAUACAGUCAGGUGGGGAGGUGUCUCCCUCUACUUUGUUUGCCGUAGCCAGUAUCCUGGAGGGCUGUGCCUACAUUAACGGUUCUCCCCAGAACACGUUUGUCCCUGGGGCGAUAGAGCUGGCUGUGGAGAGAAAUGUGUUCAUAGCAGGAGAUGACUUCAAGUCUGGUCAGACAAAGAUCAAGUCAGUCCUGGUCGACUUCCUCAUCAGUGCUGGGAUCAAGCCCACCUCCAUUGUCAGCUACAAUCACCUUGGAAACAAUGAUGGUAUGAACCUCUCAGCACCGCAGCAGUUCCGCUCCAAGGAGAUCUCCAAGAGCAAUGUGGUGGAUGACAUGGUCAACUCCAACCCUAUACUGUACCGCAAAGGGGAGAAACCCGACCACUGUGUGGUGAUUAAGUAUGUGCCGUAUGUGGGGGACAGUAAGAGGGCGAUGGAUGAAUACACCUCUGAGAUCAUGAUGGGAGGAACCAACACUAUCGCGAUGCACAACACCUGUGAGGACUCUCUGCUAGCCAGUCCUAUCAUCCUGGACCUGGUCCUCCUCACAGAGUUGUGUCAGCGUGUAUGUGUUCGGCCCCAAGGAUCAGAGACCUUCCAGUCCUUCCACAGUGUCCUGGCUAUCCUCUCCUUCAUGUGUAAAGCUCCCCUCGUCCCCCCUGGGGCCCCGCUGGUCAAUGCCUACUUCAGACAGAGAGCCUGCAUUGAGAACAUCAUGAGAGCGUGCCUUGGUCUCCCCCCUCAGAACCACAUGCACCUGGAGCACAAGCUGCAGAGGGGCUUCCUGCCUCGCCACGACAACCGUAUCUACGACAAUGUGGCUACCAAGAUGGUCCUAAGCACCGGUUACCACGCCUCCCAACAGAAUGGUGUCUGCGCACACGUGGUGAAAGAGGCAACGAUUGGAUAAUGGCUGCAUAUUAGGUCUCUGUCAUCACAGGGAAGAUUCUAGAAGUGUCCACAGCCACAGAGAAACAAUUACAUCCAUAGUUUAGUUUAUUAGGACCCCCAUUAGCUGUUGCACAUGCAGCAGCCACUCUUCCACGGGUUACACACUAUUACAUAUUCAGAUACUUAUACUGUGCAGUUAAAUAAGAUCCAUAGAAAGUGAGCCAAACUCUUCAUACAGCAUACUGAAUGAUGAUCAUGUUUUAUUUGGCCUGGUUGUGUAAGAUGCAUACAGUAGCAAAAAUGGGCUCAAACCAUUGUAACUUUUGAAUGACCAGUUUAAUAUUCUGUGGUUUUAGACUCGUAUUGCUCAUAUACAUACAAACUUAACCAAACUCUGUUCUUGUAUUUGUUCCAAUGACUUGUAAAAAUGCAACGUUACCCUACCACCCCGACCCUGCUUGGAGUAAACUAAUGGACAACAAUACUUCUACUGCUACUUACAGCUAUUUUCGCUCACAUCUACGAUACCUGUAUUUAAACAAUUAUACAUAUUCCUGAUUUCCCCUUCAAGUGCUGGAUUUUCACCCACAGCAGCCAAUCCACCAUUCAUUCUGAAAAUCCAACCCUCCAAUGUCCACAGAUUAACCCAUCUUUCCCAGUAUAAUGCCAUUUUUAUAUUUCCUUUUGCAAUACAUCCCUCCAUUUUACGAUGUCUUUUGAGUCCUUGUAACAUUUCUACCGAUAUUGCCCAAAAAAUAAAUACUUUACCCAAGAGUAUAA
Molecule: messenger RNA, 2833 nt
Organism: Oncorhynchus tshawytscha (Chinook salmon)
Lineage: Eukaryota; Metazoa; Chordata; Actinopteri; Salmoniformes; Salmonidae
Product: inositol-3-phosphate synthase 1-A
Exons: 12
Coding region: 417-2072 (551 amino acids)
Biological process (GO): inositol biosynthetic process; phospholipid biosynthetic process
Cellular component (GO): cytoplasm
Molecular function (GO): inositol-3-phosphate synthase activity
Source: RefSeq, a predicted model, not a curated record